Anastrepha obliqua is the source of this 3299-nucleotide messenger RNA. RefSeq lists its product as uncharacterized. Bases 1 to 2790 code for a protein of 929 amino acids. NCBI's taxonomy places the organism in Eukaryota, Metazoa, Arthropoda, Insecta, Diptera, Tephritidae. The transcript is spliced from 10 exons. Gene Ontology annotation, molecular function: protein dimerization activity; RNA polymerase II transcription regulatory region sequence-specific DNA binding; DNA-binding transcription factor activity, RNA polymerase II-specific. The record is from RefSeq and is a predicted model, not a curated record. Gene Ontology annotation, biological process: regulation of transcription by RNA polymerase II.
AUGCAAGUUGUGGUUAUUAAUUACAUUCUUAUAAAUUACGAUAACGAGCGAUUCGACGCCAAUAAAUCGACAAAGGGCGCCUCGAAGCUGCGCCGCGAUCUGAUCAAUGCUGAAAUCGCCAAUUUACGCGACUUAUUGCCGCUGCCUCAAUCGACGCGUCAACGGCUGUCACAACUACAACUGAUGGCGCUGGUGUGUGUGUAUGUGCGCAAGGCUAACUAUUUCCAGCAAGUUUUCAAACGGCAUGACAUUUCAAUACAUCAUGCGCCAACACCAAAUAUAGGCUUUUCCAAGGCUCUCUCAGGUUUUCUUAUGAUGCUCACACAAAAUGGUAAAUUGCUGUACAUUUCAGACAAUGCAGCCGAAUAUUUGGGGCAUUCAAUGGAAGAUCUCCUCAUUCACGGUGAUUCUGUUUACGAUAUCAUUGACAAACAGGAUCACGCAGCCAUACAAGCCGAACUGAAUCGCAAUGUGCCACCACAGCCAGGCCAUAGUCAGCAUGCAAGCGCCGCCUCAGCAGCAGCCGCAGCAGCAGCGGCGAUCUCAAGUCUGGAAGGGGAGCAUCGUAUGUUUCUGUGUCGCAUGAAUGUCAGUCGAAAUGCGCGACGACAAAUGCGUUUCGGCGAUCAGAAGGUUGUGCUAGUUCAGGGUCAUUAUCUGUCAUUUUUGCCGCUCUGCAGUCGCAACGAGCCGGUCUUUUUGGCCACAUGCACGCCCAUUGCCAUGCCCGAGACGCGCGAAUGUGUGGUGCAGGGCGCCACCAAUGUUUUUACCACCAUCCAUUCAAUGGAUAUGAAAAUCGCGCAUAUCGAUAAAAAUGGCGAAUUUCAUUUAGGUUACAACAAAAGUGAUAUACACGGCCUCUCGUGGUACAAUCUACUGCACUCGGAGAACUUACGUGAGGCGCAAAGUAAACAUAGGCUGAUAACUCAAUCGGAGCAGGAUCGCUCUUGUAUAUUGUUGGUUCGCAUGCAACGGCGACAAGGCGAUUUCAUUUGGGUGCAUGUGGUGUUGCAAGUGCGGGAUAGCCAAGACACAAACCAGCAGCCGGUUAUUGUAUGCACAAACCAGGUUUUAAACGAGCGCGAAGCUUCGGUUAUGCUUGCCAAUUCGUGGCUCUACCACUACUAUUCGGUGCAAUCGAAGAUACAAUUUGGACUCGCUUUCGAUGCGCCUACACGUGUGCCACCUACAACACCGGCUGCCGCCGCCGCGGCUGCGGUCUACUAUCAUCAUCACGCGCACCAUGCAGCGCAUCCGCAUUCACAUCAUCACACGGGAGCCGCCGCCGCCGCCACAACUGCCACACUUCCGGCUACCCCUUCAGCUGGUUAUGCGACCGCUUUGCAUCCGCAUCAAUCACAUCCACAUGUUCAUCAUCCACACCACCAACACCUGCAUCCACAUCAGCACACGCAUCCGCAUUCCCACCAACAUCCGCAUCAUCAGUACCAUCACAUGGCGUCGUAUGGGACAUAUCAUACGCCUGCUGGCGCGACAAGCGGUGGUAGCAUGAGUGUGGGAAGUGGCAGUGGCGGCAGCGCGGAAGGCUCUCCGGCGCCACAUUUGAGUGGUCAACAGACGCAACAACACUUGCAAAGCAAUGGUACAUUGGCGAUGACAAAUGCAACGAAUGCGGGUAUGAUCAAUGGUACAUCCGUCGGUCAGUACAUCUAUCACCAUCGACUCGGUCUGGAACCGGUUGAUUAUAGUCAAGUACCUAGCGGUGCCGCAGUUGUGAUUGGCCUGAAUGGCGCGCGCUCUCCAGCGAACGGUCAACCGGAUGGGCAAAUGCGUUGCAGUAGCGCCAACAGUUCUGUCUCCAGUCAUAAUGCCGCUACCCCACACUAUAUCACACACACCAACAACACCACUAGCGGCAGUCAUAACAGCAGUAACAAUGCUAACACUAAUCAUAAUAACUCCAAUAAUAAUCACAACAGCACCCACAAUUUGAACCACAAUAAUGGUUCCAACAUUAAUUCAAAUGGUAGUGCGAACUCAUCACAUCAUCAACGUCUCAAUUCACCGCCAACAAAGCGUCGUGCCAUCGGCAAGCUGGAACCACUUUAUCUUCCAGACGAAGCCACAGAUGAAACGCCUACAACAGUAACUGAAAUCGACACACCCUAUCACCUGCAUUCGCAUUCACAUUCGCUCAUCUCUGCACCGGCCGAGUCACAUGCCUCUGUAAUCUUCGCUACCGUUGUGCCUACACGCCCACGUUUUAUACAAAAAUCAUUACCUAAUGAUCCACCUGAUUUUAUCGAUCAAUGGAAUCCCAGCCCACCCUGGUCGGAAUCAGCACAGAAGCUUUCACUUGACAGUUCGUCAUCAACGCAACAGGAACUAAGUCCUUGCAUCACCACCACACCACCUACACCCACAAGUGCGCCCCCUAGCGGCCCACUUGGUACCAAUUGCAGUGGCUUACAAACCUUGGGUCCAGCCUUCUCUUUCGAAUGGAUGUCUGAUCCCUUGGUACCUGUCGCAGAUCCGUAUGUUGCAUGCAUUACGCCACCCGAUGGCGUACCUCUUGUAGUCACUCAUCAUCCUCACUCGGCAGUGCAACAUUCAUUGCAUUGGCCUACUAAUGCCACGCCAUCGGAACAUCAUCAACAUCUGAGUCAACAUCUAGCCUCGCAUGGUCAUCGUUUGCUGAGUCUUUCAAGUAGCAGUGCUGGUGACACAAUGCAACAGGCUAUUAGCGUAACGAGUGGAAGAGAUGCGGGGAACGCGAAAACGAAAUCACCGGAGGUUGCGGCACGAAAAGAAUCACCACGCAAGUAAAUCAGUCGAAGUAAGAUGAAUUCAAUACAGGUAUUGGGUUCGGCAGCUCACAAGCGAAUGAAAUUAAUCUAAUCCAGUUAUAAUAACAGCAUUAACUAAUAAAAGUAAAAUUAAGCAAAAUCAAGGCUUUAUUUAUUCAAAUCUCUCCUUUUUUGUAAUCCAUAAAAAUUAAUGGUAAAGCUGUCAUAAAUUUUAUGAGAAUAUAAAGAACAAAAAAUAUAAAACAACAACAAUUGGAAGCAACUUAAUCAAAAUCACAUUCAACGCCUAAAACCAAUGUAGGAAACACCCACAGAAUUAACGCCAAGCUUAUAAAAGUAUUAGUAAAUGAUGGCAAAACAUGUAACUGUUAAUUUUAAUAACCAUAUAAUACUAUUAGCAAAUACGAAUACUCGAACUAAGCAAAAUUUAAGGAGUAGCAAAAUAUGAAGCGUCGAAGCGUUAAAGCGUCAAAGUGUCAAGAACAGCGCAUUUACUGUUUUUUAAGAGUUGCUGGAAACGUAGACUUU